Messenger RNA from Melospiza melodia melodia, 1298 nucleotides. RefSeq names its product RNA terminal phosphate cyclase like 1 (gene RCL1). Lineage: Eukaryota; Metazoa; Chordata; Aves; Passeriformes; Passerellidae. The record is from RefSeq and is a predicted model, not a curated record. The transcript is spliced from 9 exons. The coding region runs from base 6 to 1139 and encodes 377 amino acids. Gene Ontology annotation, biological process: ribosome biogenesis; endonucleolytic cleavage of tricistronic rRNA transcript (SSU-rRNA, 5.8S rRNA, LSU-rRNA). Gene Ontology annotation, cellular component: nucleolus. Gene Ontology annotation, molecular function: RNA endonuclease activity.
GCGGGAUGGCGGGCGGCGCGGCGGGCGAGGCGCAGUGCCUCAGCUACACGGGAUGCAACUUCCUGCGGCAGCGCCUGGUGCUGGCCACGCUCAGCGGCCGCCCGCUGAAGAUCCGCAAGAUCCGUGCCAAGGAGGAGGAUCCCGGCCUCCGCGAUUUUGAAGCAAGUUUUAUUCGCCUGAUUGACAAAGUGACCAAUGGCUCACGGAUUGAAAUAAACCAAACAGGUACGACCUUGUACUAUCAGCCUGGUCUUCUCUACGGAGGCUCCUUGGAACAUGACUGCAGCCCCAGCCGUGGUAUUGGCUACUACUUGGAAAGUCUGCUCUGCUUGGCACCUUUCAUGAAGCAUCCAUUGAAGAUUGUUUUGAGGGGAGUGACAAAUGAUCAAGUAGAUCCCUCGGUUGAUGUCCUUAAGGCAACAGCUCUACCCCUUCUGAAGAAGUUUGGAAUUGAUGGUGAAAGUCUGGAAAUCAAGAUCAACCGAAGAGGAAUGCCUCCCAAAGGGGGUGGAGAGAUACUGUUUUCUUGCCCAGUGAGAAAGGUCUUGCAGCCUGUUCAGUUCACAGACCCUGGAAAAAUCAAGCGCAUCAGAGGAACUGCAUACUCUGUCCGAGUGUCACCACAGAUGGCAAAUAGAAUGGUGGAAUCUGCAAGGGGCAUUCUGAAUAAAUUCCUCCCAGACAUCUAUAUCUACACAGACCAUAUGAAGGGGGUCAACUCUGGAAAAUCACCAGGUUUUGGCAUGUGCCUUACUGCAGAAACCAUCAAUGGCACUAUUCUCAGUGCUGAGCUAGCCUCAAAUCCUCAGGGCCAGGGAGCAGCUGUGCUUCCUGAGGAACUGGGCCAGAAUUGUGCUAAGCUGCUGCUUGAGGAGGUCUACAGAGGAGGCUGUGUAGAUUCAACAAAUCAGAGCCUUGCUCUGCUCCUUAUGACCCUUGGACAGCGGGAUGUUUCCAAAGUCCUGUUGGGACCUCUGUCUCCAUACACAAUUGAGUUUCUGCGACACCUCAGAAGCUUCUUCCAGAUCAUGUUUAAAAUGGAAACAAAGACCACUGAGGAAGAGCACGUGGGCGGGGAGAAAGUCUUGAUGACCUGUGUUGGCAUUGGAUUUUGCAACCUCAGUAAAACUAUAAGAUAAAAAACAUCUACAGACUCUGUGAAAGACAGAAAAUGCUGCAAAGAUCUAAUAAACCCUACCUGUCUCUGUACUUACUCUGGCGUAGGGAGACUUGUGAUGAUUCCAGUGCGAGGUUACCCAAGCUCACUGCACGUAAACAAUAAAGCUGACUUCAGACUA